AUGUUUUAUGAACUUCACUCUUUUAAACAUAAAACAAGAGGCACAUCUGGUGAUCAUAAAACAUACCAACUUGCUACUGUUUGUUGCAUUGCAGUUGUUAAACUUAAAAAGGAAAAUCAAAAUUGUGAAAAUAUUUUCAAGAAAUGCUUUCACAGAUUUAUUAGUGAAGUUAAAGUUAAACAUUCAGUAGAAAUGUUAUUUACAGUCUGA
Clunio marinus is the source of this 210-nucleotide messenger RNA. The record is from the annotation of a GenBank genome assembly. NCBI's taxonomy places the organism in Eukaryota, Metazoa, Arthropoda, Insecta, Diptera, Chironomidae.